CCGUUGCGCGCACAUGCGUAGUGGGGCGGCGGAUGUUUACGGCGGCAGAGGUCGGGGCGGCGCAGCCGGGCCACGGACGGGCGAGGGGCGCCCGAGGAGCUCCAGGUCGCGGCCUAGGCAGCCCGAUCUCGCGGGCCGGCCGAGCCCGGAGUGUUGCCUAAGUGUGAUCUUGAAGAUGGGAGGUGCUGUGAGUGCCGGUGAGGACAAUGACGAGCUGGUAGACAAUUUGAAAGAAGCACAGUACAUCCGAACAGAGCUGGUCGAGCAGGCUUUCCGAGCUAUCGACCGCGCAGAUUAUUACCUUGAAGAAUUUAAAGAAAAUGCUUAUAAAGAUUUGGCGUGGAAGCAUGGCAACAUCCACCUCUCGGCUCCAUGCAUCUACUCGGAAGUGAUGGAGGCCCUGGACCUGCAGCCGGGGCUCUCCUUCUUGAACCUGGGCAGUGGCACUGGCUACCUCAGCUCCAUGGUGGGGCUCAUUCUAGGCCCUUUUGGUGUGAACCAUGGGGUUGAACUGCAUUCGGAUGUAAUAGAGUACGCAAAGGAGAAGCUGGACUUCUUCAUUAGAACCAGCGACAGCUUUGACAGAUUUGACUUCUGUGAACCUUCCUUUGUUACUGGCAAUUGCCUGGAGAUUUCUCCAGAUUGUUCUCAGUACGAUCGUGUGUACUGUGGGGCCGGUGUGCAGAAAGAGCAUGAAGAGUACAUGAAGAGUCUUCUCAAAGUAGGGGGCAUCCUUGUCAUGCCCCUGGAAGAGAAGGUCAGAUCCCUCUCAUAACUGACACGCUUAACUAUUGGCCGAGGUCUGUUCUAAGAAGUUUCCGUUUAUUUUUCCUUGUAUUCCUCAUGACACCUCCCUCCGUUUCACAAAUGAGGACACAGGCGGGGACAGGUUAUAAAGACAGCCUAGCUUGGGCCAGGGCCUGACUCAGGUAGGCACCCUGGAGCCUGCACUGUAAGCCCUUACCCUCACCUCCUUUCUGUCUCCUCCUCUCUCCCUUCCUCUCUCCCACCUCCCUCCCCUCCUCCACAGCUAUUCUAGUAUGCUUAUUCUAUUGUUAGAAAUUAUAUGUAAGGGGCGCCUGGGUGGCACAGCGGUUAAGCGUCUGCCUUCAGCUCAGGGCGUGAUCCCGGCGUUAUGGGAUCGAGCCCCACAUCAGGCUCCUCUGCUGGGAGCCUGCUUCUUCCUCUCCCACUCCCCCUGCUUGUGUUCCCUCUCUCGCUGGCUGUCUCUAUCUCUGUCAAAUAAAUAAAAUCUUUAAAAAAAAAAAAAAGAAAUUAUAUGUAAAAGCCAUUAGAGUAUUUCUGAUACGACUGUUAAAUUCUGUGACAGCGAGCAUUCUACAAAUCUCUUCCUUAGGAAGAACCUUGUCUCAGUCUGCUGUCUGGUCGUGCAUGUCUCUGUAUGUUGUAGCUGUUGUGCUUCAUUGAGAAAAACAAGUUGUAAUAAACAAGCAGAUUAAUCAGACCUGAACUGGUCAUCAGGGAGAAUGUCUUAGUCACAAAGAACUAGGAAAUGGAUAUGAUAAAAAGUAGGAGAGUGUGCAUUUUGUGUGAUUUUUCUGCAAUUUAAAAAUGUUAGCAUUUAAUUUACUUUGCUUAGAAAGUAAUCAUUCAUUGUUGAAAAUCCAGAACAUAGGAAAAUUAAGAAAACUGCUCAGAAGCCUCACCUUAAGCACUGUUACUGCAGGUUCUUGUCGUUUGUGCCCUUUUCCAAGAAGGUCGUUGUGCGGACGCUUUAGAAGUUACGGUGUUUUACUUAAUUGAUGAGAUAGUUUUAAGCCAUUUAACAUUUCCUAUCAUUAUAUCGAGCGAUUAUAUAGUAACCUGUGGAAUUGUUGACAAUAGUGUAUCCUCUGGUUCCUGGAAUUGGGCAUGAGGCUGUGUGUAUAAUAUUCUGUGAUUUACUGUUUUAUGCAGACUGUAGUGAAUAUUGCUAAGUAAAACAAAAUUUUUAUCCAUAAAUAUUUCAAAGUGUAUCUAAAAGGUAAGGGCUGUUUUUUUCAGGUACCACAAAACCAUUAUCGAUCUAAAAACUACCACCAGUUUCUUCGUAGUGGCCAGCUAGUGUUCAAAUUUUACUGAUUGUCUCAAAAUUUGUUUGAAUAGUUUGGAGAAUAGAAUGGGUCUCCAUUUAAGAUUUAUGUCUUGUAUUUGGUUGUUCGCUCUCUCGCUUUUUUUAAAAUAUUUUAUUUUUAAGUGAUUUCUGCACCCAGCAUGGGGCUUAGCUCAUGACCCCAAGAGUAGGACUUGCACGCUCCACUCACUCACUGAGCCAGCCUGGCUCCCCUGGUUGAUAUAUCUCUUAAGUGUUUUUUAUCUGUAACUUCUUCUUUUUUCUUCUUCUUUCUUCUUCCCUUUUUUUUUUUUUUUUCUCUUUCCUUGUAAUAUGCUUGUUGAGGAAAAGAAAUCAGGUGAUUUGUCUUACAGAGUUUGUGUAGCCUGGAUUUGGAGAUUACCUAACUCUGUGCUCAUGUUUUACAUAUUCUUUCUGCUCCCGGUUUUCAUUAUAAAUUGUUAGUCGGAUCUAAAGCCUUGCUUAGUUUCUAGCUGGGCUUAGAUUUUGGAGGGCAGAGGUGUGAGAGUACUUACCAUGUGCUACAGUGUACAUCCGUAUAUACGCACAUCCUGCCUGUUGUCUCCUUCUCCGAUGUUAGCAGUGCGAUUGUGGUCCUGAUCCGUUAUUUCAUUAAGGGAUGCGAGCAGUACAUUCUGAUCAUUGCUCUUCAUUUCGUACCUCGAAGACUUUUUUCUUUUCAAUUUUAAUUCCAGUAUAGUUAACGUACAGUGUUGCAUUACCUUCAGAUGUAUGAUGUAGUGACCCAGCACUUCCGUACAUCACCCAUGCUCAUCAACGUGUAUUCUCCUCAUCCCCUCACCUGUUUCCCCCAUCCCCCCCAAGAUCUACCCACUUCCUGUCUGAUGACCCUCCGUUUGUUCUUUAAGAGAACAUCUGUUUUUUGGUUUGUCUCUUUUUUUUUCCUUUGUUCAGUGUUUGUGUUUCUUAAAUUCCACAUGAGUGAAAUCAUAUGAUAUUUGUCUUUCUCUGACUGGCUUAUUUUGCUCAGCAUAAUACC
This is a messenger RNA of Ailuropoda melanoleuca (giant panda), 3074 nucleotides long. It is a transcript of the gene PCMTD2, whose product is annotated as protein-L-isoaspartate (D-aspartate) O-methyltransferase domain containing 2. The record is from RefSeq and is a predicted model, not a curated record. Gene Ontology annotation, molecular function: protein-L-isoaspartate (D-aspartate) O-methyltransferase activity. NCBI's taxonomy places the organism in Eukaryota, Metazoa, Chordata, Mammalia, Carnivora, Ursidae. The transcript is spliced from 4 exons. Gene Ontology annotation, biological process: protein modification process. Gene Ontology annotation, cellular component: cytoplasm. Bases 14 to 775 code for a protein of 253 amino acids.